Molecule: messenger RNA, 1449 nt
Organism: Colletotrichum truncatum
Lineage: Eukaryota; Fungi; Ascomycota; Sordariomycetes; Glomerellales; Glomerellaceae
Product: RNA polymerase Rpb7-like domain-containing protein
Biological process (GO): DNA-templated transcription initiation
Cellular component (GO): RNA polymerase I complex
Source: RefSeq, a predicted model, not a curated record
AUGGCGGCAAUUGACUCUCCCGUCGCCAACGGGCACAAGUCCGACAAGAAAAGCAAGAAAGAAAAGAAGGAGAAGAAGCGUUCGCGUGAGGAGGAUACCGAAGCCAGCGAAGAACGCAGGCACAAGCGCUCCAAGAGCGUCGGCGUGACCAAGGACGACACCAACGACGACGACAACGAUGACGAAACUCCCGCCGGCUCUCAGGACCUCUCCUUCGCCAAUGGCGAGCCGUCGCCCGAGAAGAAGCGGAAACACAAGAAGGACAAACACAGCAAGUCGAUAGGCGAGGCCGACGGGGACGCAUCCGAUGCCGAGCGCAAAGAGAAGAAGGACAAGAAGAAGAAGCGCAAGUCGCAAGGCGUCGAGGAUGCUUCUGUCGAGGCCGAGCCGGCCAGUGAGAAGAAGGACAAGAAGAGCAAGAAGUCCAAGGCAGCGUCCCCCGGGCCCGCAGCCGAACAAGACGACGAUGCCAUGGAUAUCGACUCUACCACAAAGUCACAAUCGACAUCGAAAGCCCACCAACCCCCCGAUGCGCCCUCCAAGCCCCAAUUCCCCUUCUUCAGCCAGACCGUCUCGCUAUACCUCCCCAUCUACCCCAUAGGCUGGGACACCCCUUGCACCGCCGCCGCAACGCAGCACCUCGAGCCUCUCGUGAACCGCUACGUCCCGGAGCUCAAGGGUGUGCUCCUCGCCUUCCGCAACGUCGCCCUCUCCGAGCAGCCCGGCCGCCGCUACGCCGCUAAAUCUGAUAGCGAGCGCUGCGACCUCAUUGCCGUCGACGAGUUCGCUGUCGGAUUCGGCUAUGUCACCGUCGACGUCGACCUUUUCAUUCCCCGCCGCGGCGCCUGGAUGGAAGGCAGCAUCAACCUUGAGAACGAGGGUCACAUUGGCGUUGUGUGCUGGGGCAAGUUCAACGCCAGCAUCGAGUCCGCCCGCUUGCCGGCCGAGUGGCGCUGGGUGCACGCCGACUCACCCGAGGCGGCGAACUACGUCAGCGAUCCCUUCGCCGAGACUGAAAACGUCGAGGCGCAAGAGGCCGAGGACGAGCACGGCGCCGUGCGCCAGAUCCACACGACGGGUUUCUGGGUCGACGGCAGCGGCGAGAAGGUCAAGGGCCGCGUCAGGUUCCGCAUCAAGGCCUUUGACGUCGGCGUCAGCGGCGAUCACGGAUACCUCAGUAUCGAGGGCACGAUGCUCGACGCCGCAAGCGAGUUGGCGGCCGUCAAGCGCGACGCGGAGCAGGAGCGCCGGCGCAGGGUGGGCAAGAGCGCCGGCAUCCUCAGCAAGGAGCGGCGCCGCAUGCCCGAUUUCAGCGUCACCAAGUUCGGCGCGGUCGAGGACGAGGAGGAGAAGGCGCUGAAGCAGGAAGUGUGGAACACGACGGCCCCCGUGACGGACGACGAGGGCGCGGGCAAGGAGGCGUUUGCUGGCAUUUCGGAGGAGGCAUAG